This is a messenger RNA of Closterium sp. NIES-67, 1806 nucleotides long. NCBI's taxonomy places the organism in Eukaryota, Viridiplantae, Streptophyta, Zygnematophyceae, Desmidiales, Closteriaceae. The record is from the annotation of a GenBank genome assembly.
CUUAGUUCAUCCAGCUUCGUUUCUAUCCAGUCUUCUUCCUAGCAACAUGCAGCUCCCGUUGGAUCAAUAACCCUUGCUACUGUUACUUUUUCUCCGUCGUUUCGCCACGUCGCAUCGCCGUCAUGUUUCGCCGCCUUCUGUUCCGCUUGCUCCUUCCGAAGCAGCAUUUUCGCGCAAAACCGAAUCCAGGACUCUCCACCGCAUUCCACCACGACCCUUCACCUUCUUAUCGCGAUGCCUCUAUAUCGCGCAUAGAUUGCGAGCCUUCCGCCCCGGAUAUGGAGUACCUGCGCUUCUUCCGCCAGCGCAUGGCGGAAUUCCGCGCGCUCGGGGGGGAAGUGCUGGUCGGCGGGGGGAAACAGGCGGAGAGUGCAGGGGAGGGAAGGGGAGCGGCACUGAAUCCGCUGCUGGUGCCGUUCAUUGACCUCAACAUCGCUCCGCUCCGCAGGAUAUACGCCUGGGCCGUACCCACUGAGGCAGCAUUGGCAGCCAUUAAAAGCGCUGCUGGGGAGGAAGGAAUAGUUGAGGUGGGCGCAGGAACAGGUUAUUGGGCGGCAUUGCUCCGGAGGAGAGGCGUUGACGUGGCAGCGUAUGACUGGACGCCUCUGGACAGCUGCAGAAGAAGCACCAGCAUCAGUGGCAGCAGCGGUGGCAGUGGCAGCAGUGGCAGCAGCGGCAGCAGUGGCAUCAGCAGCCGAGUGAAUGGGCACCACGCCCUUCCCGUGGCAUCAUCAUCUUCAUCAUCAUCUUCGCCAUCGCAGCUAGUCAAUGUGCCGCCUUUCACACACGUGUCUGAGGGAGAUGCCUCAAUGCCUGCACUGCAUCCUGACCGUUCAUUGCUGCUCUGCUGGCCACCACCAGAAGAAGCAGCAGCAGCGGAGGCAGCAACAGCAGGAAGAGGAGCAGCAGCAGCAGCAUCAGCAGCAGAGGGGGGAUUAGCAGCAGCGGAUGCAUCAGAGGCAAGAGGAGCAGAAGCAUCAGCACCUGGCAUGUCAUCAUUAGCAGCUGACGCUUUACAAUGCUACAGUGGUUCCACUCUCGUGUUCGUUGGAGAGUUGCCACUCCACCUCAUACAAGCACACCCUGUACAGUCAUGCGGUGUUUCAAAACAAUCUCAUUCGUCUCAAUCACCUUCGUACAAGCCACAAACCGCAGGCCCACGGUUCUUCUCUCUUUUGGAAAGGGACUGGACGCUGGGUGAACACGUGGGGAUUCCCAAUUGGCCGGGGACACAUGACUGUCUAACAAUCUGGAGGAAGAAGGGGAGCCGUGCAACGGAAGGGUUCGGUGAAAGUGGCAACUGCAGUAGUGACAAGGACGGGGAUUGCACUACUCUGGAUGGCAACGUUGGCAGCAGGGACAGCUACGGCAGGACGACAGAAGUUGACAGCAGAGAGGAGUCUCUUUUCGCUGACCCCAACAGAUCGGCAUUGAGUGAAGGCCUGCGGCAGCGGUGGGAAGAUACUAUCGUGGGGAGGCUCUUUCUAUCCCCAUCAAUCGCUUGCGCUGAGGUGACGAAGGAUGUUGAGCUGGUUAGAGCAAUGGAGGUGGAGGCAGUGAGAGGCUGGCUCCUUAGGACUGCGUGGUCGAGCCUGAUCAGUGGUUUACCCUUGCUCCUCAUUUCCCCGUGGUACAAGGGGCUGUUUCAAAGAAACAGAGGAGUUGUGUAAAUUAUAGCUUUUUAGAAAAUGUGUUAAUUUUAGGUUUGUUUGUGUCCUGUAUUGUAGCCUGACAUAGCGGAUACGCACACCUGGCUCUGCACUCUGGGGAGGUGCACGAGCCUUCGCUGUCGGUGUACACAUGGCA